AUGGUAAACUCUAAACCAAUUUUAAAAUUUAAUAAUAAUAAUCAAUUUAAAAUUGUUCAAUUUACUGAUUUACAUUAUGGUAGUGAUCCAGAGUCAGAUGUAGAUUCAGUUUAUUCUCAAAUUACAAUCUUAGAUUAUGAGAAACCAGAUUUAGUAGUUUUUAGUGGUGAUAUGAUUUCAGGUUACCUUGAUCCAUUUGAAGAUAAUGAUAAAAAUUAUUGGAAGUAUUGGAAUUUAUUCACUGAACCUUUAAUUGAAAGAAAUAUUCCAUGGGCUAUUACAUUUGGUAAUCAUGAUGGUGAAGGUGCACUCAGUACAAAUGAAAUUUUGAAACUUGACCAAACUUUUAAUUUAAGUCUUUCCCAAUCAAAUUCAGUGGAAAUGCAUGGGAUUGCAAAUUAUGUAUUAAAAAUUUCAAGUUCAAAUAGUUCAAAAGAGGAACCUGCAUCUUUAAUUUAUAUUUUUGACAGUUCCACCAAAGGUUGUUCAAAAUUAGAUUGGGGUUGUGUUCAUCAAGAUCAAGUGGAUUGGUUUAAAAAUACUUCAAAAAGUUUUAACAAAACUAAUUCAAUUGCAUUUGUUCAUAUUCCUCCAAUUGAAGUUAUUGACUUAUGGAACAAAUAUCCAGUUCAUGGUAAUUUUUCAGAAACUCCAUGUUGUUUUGAUAAUGAAUUUGGUAACUUUGUCCCAAGCCUUGUUGAAUCAGGAGAUGUUCACGGUUUAUAUUUUGGUCAUGAUCAUGAAAAUGAUUUCCAUGGAGAUUAUAAAGGUGUUGAUUUAGGAUAUGGCAGAAAAUCAGGUGAAGGUUCAUAUAGUUCCAAAAAGCCAUUAGGUGCAAGAGUAUUCCAAUUAACCGAAUCACCUUUUACUCUUUCAACAUGGAUAAGAGAAGUAAAUGGUAAUAUUGUAUCUCAAGAUGUUCAUGUACAAUCUGAAAUAGAUCAAAAACCACUUCAAUGUAAAAGAAAGAUAGUAAAAUAUAGUAAAAGACAAUUGUUAAUUUAUAAAAUUGUUGGAAGUUUUUCAAUUUUUUUGGCAGUAGUACUCGUUGGUUUGGCUGGAUUUUUUGGAUAUAAAUUUUAUAAAAAGUAUGAAUUUAAAAAACAUUACCAAGAAUUAAAAAAAUUCUCAAAUUGUAUUUUAUAA
Messenger RNA from Dictyostelium discoideum AX4, 1146 nucleotides. RefSeq lists its product as hypothetical. NCBI's taxonomy places the organism in Eukaryota, Evosea, Eumycetozoa, Dictyosteliales, Dictyosteliaceae. The coding region runs from base 1 to 1146 and encodes 381 amino acids. The transcript is spliced from 3 exons. Gene Ontology annotation, molecular function: hydrolase activity. The record is from RefSeq and is a predicted model, not a curated record.